Canis lupus familiaris (dog) is the source of this 1548-nucleotide messenger RNA. Its product is annotated as ral guanine nucleotide dissociation stimulator-like. NCBI's taxonomy places the organism in Eukaryota, Metazoa, Chordata, Mammalia, Carnivora, Canidae. The record is from RefSeq and is a predicted model, not a curated record. The coding region runs from base 348 to 1310 and encodes 320 amino acids. The transcript has 4 exons.
UCAGGCUCACUUGGUUGAAGACAUCCGCUACUGGAAGAUAUUCUCUUGCUGCUUGCCCACCUCUGGGGCCUCUGGCUUCCAGGAACCCCAGGGAUGCCACUUGUUCAAAUGCUGUAGGCUUUGGCUCCACCAUAAAAGCCAACGCCUCAGAGCAUUUAUCAGGAGGUGCCAUGAAGUAAUAGCAGCGCAGGCCAGGCCAGCCCACCUGUGCCAGCCAUCCUGGGCAGUCCCAUCCCAUCUUCUUCAGGUUCAGGGAAACAGGGAUGUAUGGGCAGGUCACAUCCAGGCUGGAGGACAUUGCAGGGCAGCAGGUUCCCUGGUGAUCCCUUCAGGGUCACCCUGAUGUCAUGGCGGGAAGGGUGGAAAGAGGAUUCCUGAGGUGCCUCUUACCUGACCCAGAGUUAGCCCAAGGCCCUGCAGCUGCAUCCCUUUUCUCUCCUUGGGGGAGGUGUGUGCCGACUGUGCUGUGGUGUGUCUGGAAUAGAGUCAGCUGGGUAUGCGGCCCAGCCGAGGCAGCCAGACUGGGCACUGAGGUCUCCUGCCUGGCUUCUGAGCACUGUCUUCACAGAGCUCCACACAGGACUGGGGGUGAGAGCGGGAGGAAGAGGUCGUCUGCCCCACCGCCUCAAGGGAGGGAAUUGCCCUGCACAGCUAACAGAGGCCAGUGCAGGCUUAAGGGUGAAAGGGCGUCGGCCAUGAAGUGGAAUCCGAUCUCCCUGACAAAGCCCAGCUGGACGGAGCUGCUGGAGCACGAAGUACAACAACUGCUGCCCGCCUUGCUGCUCAGGGACAUCAUCUCUAUUUUCAGUUUCUUAGAAAACUAUAGUGAAUUUGCCAGCACUGAAGAGGUGCUGGACCUGCUGUUUACCAAGGCGAUCUCCUGUAUCCUGGACAUUUGGCUGGAGUACUAUCAGGAGGAUUUUCAUCAGCUCCCAGAAUUUCCCUCCCUGAAAAAGCUGCUGGAAUUCAUGAGGCAGCGCAUGCCAGGCUCAGACCUGGAACACUGUGCCUGGUGUUACCUCAAAAAAUUCAUACACCUCCAUGCAGCGGAGCCAGAGGCUAAGGCUUCAGCCCGAGAACAACACCCUGAACCACCUCAAGAGCCCGCCCCAGCUUCGACUGUGGGGCCUGCUGCACCUUCAGGGCCUGAGGUGAUCGAGCAGGUCCUGGCUGCUGGGGCUGAGGGCUUGGCCCGAACUGAGAUACCGGCUGCUGAGUCGAAGCCCCUGCAGAUAGUGGUCACUGCUCUAUUUCACUGCUCCACCCUGGAGGAGCCACCUGCACCCUUGGCCACCCCAGAGGAGGAGUAGGCCCCGGUGCCUGCAAUCAGGGUCCCCAAAGUGCCAGAGCCACCACCUGCCUCUGAAGCAACUGGCUUCGACCCCUGAGCAACACCCUGAACCACCUCAAGAGCCUGCCCCAGCUCCUACCGCGGGGCGCGUGAUGGGUGCAGCCCAACGGAGGCUUGUACUCCCCUGUCAUUUCACUGUUUCUAUAUUUUGAGUUUUCCUUUAACCUGUAUAGUGGUUUAUGAGUUUUAUUUGUAAU